UGCCACUGGACGCGGGGAAGGGGAACGAGGCUCACCGGCACAGUUCCUGGCGAGAAGCUCAGGGCUCGAACCGAAGUGCGUGUGAUGUGCUGAGCCGGGACAAGCUGCGCCUGUUUGGGGAAUACGAAGACACCGGGAGGGAGAACCACCUUCGUCUGUUUUUCAGCCGCAUGUUCUGUGGAGAGCGCGCGCGCGAGAGAGAGAGAGAGCGAGAAGGGGAGAGAGUCCUGUAAGGAAAGCGCGUUCUUCAUCCCCACACAAGUUUCGGUGCCUCAUGUUUGGCUUUUCUCGCCUGCCGGACGCGGUGUCGGUGUGAAUGUGCGUGGUGCCCGCUGAGACAGGCGCUCUGUUCUGAUUUCUGCGCUGAGAAAGCAGCAGCCCUUCUUUUCUGACUCCCUCACUCACUCCCUCACUCAGUCACUCACUCAGUCAGUCAGCUGCGGCUGAGACGCACCGAGCGGCGGCAUGGAGAACGCACACACCAAGAGUGUGGAGGAAGUUUACAGCUUUUUGAGCGUGAACGAGAGCACGGGACUGACGCUAGACCAAGUGAAAAAGCAGAGGGAGAAAUGGGGGCCAAACGAGUUGCCCGCUGAGGAAGGAAAAUCUAUAUGGGAGCUGGUCAUUGAGCAAUUUGAGGAUUUACUUGUGCGGAUUCUUCUACUGGCAGCUUGUAUAUCUUUUGUUUUAGCCUGGUUUGAAGAGGGAGAAGAGACAAUCACAGCCUUUGUGGAGCCUUUCGUAAUCUUGCUUAUUCUUAUAGCCAAUGCCAUCGUAGGUGUGUGGCAGGAGCGUAAUGCUGAGAAUGCCAUUGAGGCUCUUAAGGAGUACGAGCCUGAGAUGGGGAAGGUGUACCGCCAGGACAGGAAAACUGUGCAGAGGAUCAAGGCCAAAGACAUAGUGCCUGGAGACAUUGUGGAGGUGGCUGUGGGAGACAAAGUCCCUGCAGAUAUCCGCAUCUGUUCCAUCAAGUCCACCACACUGAGAGUGGACCAGUCCAUCCUCACGGGCGAGUCUGUCUCAGUCAUAAAGCACACCGACCCAGUUCCCGACCCUCGCGCUGUCAAUCAGGACAAGAAGAACAUGCUGUUCUCUGGCACUAACAUCGCAGCUGGUAAGGCUGUGGGCGUGGUGGUGGCCACAGGUGUGAACACUGAAAUCGGUAAGAUCCGAGACGAGAUGGCGUCCACUGAGCAGGAGAAGACUCCCCUGCAGCAGAAGCUGGACGAGUUCGGCGAGCAGCUCUCUAAGGUCAUCUCCCUCAUCUGCAUUGCCGUGUGGAUCAUCAACAUCGGCCACUUCAACGACCCCGUGCACGGUGGCUCCUGGGUCCGCGGUGCCGUCUACUACUUCAAGAUCGCUGUGGCGCUGGCUGUGGCCGCCAUUCCAGAGGGGCUUCCCGCUGUCAUCACCACCUGCCUGGCCUUGGGCACCCGCCGCAUGGCCAAGAAGAACGCCAUUGUCCGCUCCCUGCCUUCAGUUGAGACUCUGGGCUGCACAUCGGUCAUCUGUUCUGAUAAGACUGGCACCCUCACCACCAAUCAGAUGUCUGUGUGCAGAAUGUUCAUUCUGGACAAAGCUGAGGGUGAGAGCUGCUCUCUGACUGAGUUCACCAUCUCUGGAUCCACAUACGCACCCGAGGGAGAUGUGUUUCUGGAUAACCGGGUGGUGAAAUGCUCUGGAUAUGAUGCUCUGGUAGAGCUGGCCACCAUUUGUGCUCUCUGUAACGACUCCUCUUUGGACUUCAAUGAGUCUAAAGGUGUGUAUGAGAAGGUGGGAGAGGCCACAGAGACGGCUCUAACCUGUCUGGUGGAGAAGAUGAACGUGUUUGACACGGAUGUCAGAAACCUUUCCAGGAUUGAGAGAGCCAAUGCUUGCAAUGCAGUGAUCAAGCAGCUGAUGAAGAAGGAGUUUACCUUGGAGUUCUCCCGGGACAGGAAGUCCAUGUCUGUUUACUGCUCCCCCAGCAAGGGCAAGUCCACUUCCAGCAAGAUGUUUGUCAAGGGAGCCCCAGAGGGAGUGAUUGACAGGUGCACAUAUGUACGAGUGGGCGGCACCCGGGUGCCCAUGUCUCAGGGCAUUAAGGAAAAGAUCAUGUCUGUGAUCAGGGAAUAUGGCACUGGGAGGGACACACUACGCUGCCUGGCUUUGGCCACCCGCGACAGCCCGCCCAAGAAGGAGGAGAUGGUUUUGAGCGACACAGUGCGCUUCCCAGAGUAUGAGUCUGAUCUGACGUUUGUGGGCUGCGUGGGCAUGCUAGACCCUCCCAGGGCGGAAGUGGCCGCCUCCAUCAAGCUCUGUCGCCAGGCUGGCAUCCGGGUCAUCAUGAUCACGGGUGACAACAAGGGCACGGCAGUGGCGAUCUGCAGACGCAUCGGAAUCUUCUCUGAGGACGACGACAUUGAGCGCAUGGCCUUCACAGGUCGUGAGUUUGAUGACCUCUCCCCCCACGCCCAGCUUGAGGCAGUCACGGCCGCCCGCUGCUUCGCCCGCGUCGAGCCCUCACACAAGUCCAAGAUCGUGGAGUUCCUUCAGGGCUUCGAUGAGAUCACUGCCAUGACGGGAGAUGGGGUGAACGAUGCCCCUGCCCUGAAGAAGGCAGAGAUUGGCAUCGCCAUGGGCUCUGGCACUGCCGUGGCCAAGACAGCCUCGGAAAUGGUCCUCGCUGACGACAACUUUGCAACUAUUGUGGCUGCUGUUGAGGAAGGACGAGCCAUUUACAACAACAUGAAACAGUUUAUACGCUACCUCAUCUCCUCCAACGUGGGAGAGGUCGUCUGCAUCUUCCUGACGGCCGCACUGGGUUUCCCUGAGGCUCUGAUCCCGGUGCAGCUGUUGUGGGUGAACCUCGUGACAGACGGCCUGCCCGCCACCGCUCUAGGCUUCAACCCCCCCGACCUGGAUAUCAUGAACAAGCAGCCCCGCAAUGCCAAGGAGCCCCUCAUCUCUGGCUGGCUAUUUUUCAGAUACCUGGCCAUUGGCUGCUACGUGGGUGCCGCUACAGUGGGAGCAGCAGCCUGGUGGUUCACUGUGGCUGAUGACGGACCUCAGGUCACCCUCUACCAGCUGAGCCACUUCCUGCAGUGUGCUCCUGAUCAUCCUGAUUUUCACGAUCUGGAGUGUCAUGUGUUUGAGUCUCCGUACCCCAUGACCAUGGCCCUGUCUGUGCUGGUCACCAUUGAGAUGUGCAACGCUCUCAACAGUCUGUCUGAGAACCAGUCUCUGCUGCGGAUGCCCCCAUGGGAGAAUGUUUGGCUGUUGGGAGCCAUUUGCCUUUCCAUGUCCCUGCAUUUCCUCAUCCUCUAUGUGGAGCCGUUGCCGGUCAUCUUCCAGAUCACUCCUCUGAACGUGAGUCAGUGGCUGAUGGUGCUGAAAAUCUCUGUGCCAGUCAUCCUGCUGGACGAAGUGCUCAAGUUCGUCGCUCGAAACUACUUGGAGCCGGCGCGGGCCAUCUGAGCCUGGCUGGCUCUCUCGGUAACCCUUGCAGAAGCUGUAAAGGUUUCAGUAGUUUAGUGCGUGUGUUUUGAGCAGUACCACAUCAUCCAAGACCUGCAUGCCAACUGUGCUAAAAAGAAAAAGAUGUAUAAUUAGUUUAGAAAGAAAAAAGGAGGUUUGUUCAUUUUAAAUGAAUAGAGAAGACAAAAUUGGUGGAAAUGUAUCAUUUUCAGAAGGGAAUUAAUUCUUCAUGGUGCAUGCCCCUCCAGCUAUUCAGGCAUUUUGUGCUGGUAAAACUAUAAGCUUUUGUAUAGCACAGCAACACUUAAUUUAUAUAUAUAUAUAUAUAUAAGAAAUACCAGACGGCAUUAGUGACGGCACCUGUUUUUUUUUUGUUGUUUUUUUUUCCAGAGGAUUUUUUUUUGUGAGAUGUGUAUAUCAACCAAAUGAUAACUAUUGCUUUGCACAGUGAUGUGCGUCCUGUUUUAGAGCAGAUGAGUUUCAGCAUGGAGGAGUGUGAAAAGCAGCCAGUCGUUCUUAAGUUCUUAUGAUGACCAUUGGAAGGACACUGCCCCAUCAGUGUUGACUAUUGUAAUUAUUAUCACAAUGAUUUCUGGUCAAUAAAAUGACAAUAAAUAAAA
Messenger RNA from Colossoma macropomum (tambaqui), 4076 nucleotides. It is a transcript of the gene atp2a2a, whose product is annotated as ATPase sarcoplasmic/endoplasmic reticulum Ca2+ transporting 2a. Gene Ontology annotation, molecular function: ATP binding; ATP hydrolysis activity; P-type calcium transporter activity. Gene Ontology annotation, biological process: intracellular calcium ion homeostasis; calcium ion transmembrane transport. The record is from RefSeq and is a predicted model, not a curated record. Gene Ontology annotation, cellular component: membrane. Lineage: Eukaryota; Metazoa; Chordata; Actinopteri; Characiformes; Serrasalmidae. The transcript has 21 exons. Bases 466 to 3456 code for a protein of 996 amino acids.